Molecule: messenger RNA, 2628 nt
Organism: Arachis ipaensis
Lineage: Eukaryota; Viridiplantae; Streptophyta; Magnoliopsida; Fabales; Fabaceae
Source: RefSeq, a predicted model, not a curated record
AUGGCUAGUGAGGAGAGUUUCCUAGUGCUGGUACAUUACAGAGGGUCGAUUAAGAGAAAAACUCAGUUCGGCGUGAAGUUCACUGAUAAGGAUCCCCUAUGUAUUAUCGUGACGCCAACAACCACCUACGAUGCUCUUGUUAGCUCUGUGCUGGAGAAGCUUGGUCUCGAAGGAGUUAAAAGGGUCAAGAAGUUUUUUUACCAGAUUCCAACAGCGGUGCUCCAUGACACCGUGAAGUUUGAUUGUUCCACAAUCGGUAGUGACGAGGACUUGCAUGUUAUGUUUCUUUGUCGUAGGCAGUUUCCCGAGGUAAGGACACCAGAGUUGUUGGCAAAGUUGGUUGAUGUGGUAUCUAGCUCGGGUGGUUCGAACCGGAAUGCCAAUACUAUAGCCGCGGUUGCCGGCUCGAGCUCGAGACCUGCUGUUGCUUCAUCCUCUGCUCCUGUGUAUGAGCCACCGAUGCAGCCUGUUGCGUCUCCUUCGUUUGCCGUUGAUCUGAGCGGCAAUGUUGGAGACGCGGUUCGGUAUAGGGAACAUAUUCCCACCGAGGUACAUUGUCCCACACCGGCUGGUGUUGGUGAUGGUUUGUUUGAUGAUCCAGAUGACGAUGACGUGGAGCCGGAUAUGAUCGCUGAUGAAAGCGGCGAUGAUGUUGGAACUACUGUUCCGAGAAGGGCUACAGGUGGAUCUAGUUCUGGCACACAGCAGUAUCCACCCCAUUUUUCCUCGUUGGACCUGGAUGCCAUGCGGCAGGACGAAAAUGCUCUGCAGCCCUCAGGAUUUGGCGCUAGAGAUACCGAGGGGUCUGCCGGUAUGAACGAGUUCCAGGUUGGCCAACAAUUUCAGGAUAAAGAUGAGGCGCUGUUGAGUGUGAAGACGUACAGUAUCCGCCGAGGGGUCCAGUACAAGGUCGUUGAGUCUGACUAUCGCAGGUAUGUGGGAAAGUGUUCUGAGUUUGGGAAUGGGUGCACAUGGCUGAUUCGGUUGAGUCUCCGACAGCGGAAGGGUAUCUGGGAAGUGAAGCGAUACAACGGACCGCAUACAUGUCUCGCCAGCUCCAUCUCCAGCGACCAUAGGAGUCUGGACUACCAUGUGAUAUACACCUUCAUUAUGCCGAUGGUUAGGGCUGAUGCAGCUGUGAACAUCAAGGUGCUUCAAAAUGCCACGGCCGCACACUUUGGGUUCAAGCCAACGUACAAGAGGGUAUGGAUGGCGAAGCAGAAGGCCGUUGCCGUCAUAUAUGGGGACUGGGACGAGUCGUACAAUGAGCUCCCUAGGUGGGUUUUAGGAGUUCAGCUGACGAUGCCUGGCACUGUAGCCGUCCUCAGGACUUGCCCUGUUCGAGUUGGGGGACAGGUUGACGAGUCUCAGGUUUAUUUUCAUAGGCUGUUCUGGACUUUCCCCCCUUGUAUCCAGGCAUUCCGUCAUUGCAAGCCUUUGGUGAGUAUUGAUGGCACCCAUCUAUAUGGGAAGUAUGGGGGAACAUUGCUAGUCGCCAUUGCACAGGACGGAAACUCGAACAUCCUCCCCGUGGCAUUUGCACUAGUUGAGGGUGAGAAUGCUGAGUCAUGGUCUUUCUUUCUUUCCCACCUCCGUGAGCACGUGACACCUCACCCGGGUCUGUUAGUUAUUUCAGAUAGGCAUAACGGCAUCAAGGCAGCCCUCGAGGCUCCGGAUGGGGGAUGGCUACCCCCGGCUGCGUACCGGGCGUUCUGCAUUCGACACGUUGCAUCGAAUUUUGCCUUGAUGUUCAAGGGAAAAGAUGCCCGGAGGCUUCUUGUUAACGCCGCAUAUGCCAAGACCGAAGUGGAGUUCGACUACUGGUUUGACAUUCUGCGCUCUGAGAAUCCGGCAAUGUGUGACUGGGCGAACCGAAUCGAGUAUUCGUUGUGGACACAGUACUGUGAUGAGGGUCGGAGAUUCGGGCCCAUGACGACCAAUAUUUCGGAAUGUGUCAACUCAAUCCUGAAGGGGGUAAGAAACCUCCCUGUUUGCUCGCUGGUGAAGGCCACAUACGGAAGGCUAGCUGAGCUAUUUGUCCGUAAGGGUAGGGAGGCCGAGGCUCAGAUGUGUACUGGACAACAAUUCAGUCAAUACCUAGUAAAGUGUAUCGAGGCCAACCUGAAGACAGCCAGGUGCUUCACGGUGACUGUUUACGACAGGGAUAACUCGGAAUACACCGUUGCUGAGACGACUCUGACAGGUUCAUUCUCUCUUGGUACGUACAGGGUCUCAUUAGGGUCUAAGACUUGUGAUUGUGGAUACUUCCAAGCACUUCAUUUUCCCUGUCCGCACGCACUGGCAUGCUGUGCUUAUUCACGACUUACAUGGCAGCCUUACGUCCACGAGGUCUAUCGCCUUAUUUCCGUUUUCGGUGUCUAUCAGAUAGGAUUUACACCUCCCAUUCCAGAGGGUUUCUGGCCACCUUAUGCCGGGCCUACCGUUAUACCGGAUCCGAAUAUGAGGCGUGCGAGGGAGGGUCGUCCUAGAUCCACAAGAAUUCGCACCAACAUGGAUGAAGCAGAUCCGAACCGGCCAAAGAGAUGUGGCCUCUGCAGGCAGCCAGGUCACACCAGGCGUCGUUGUCCACAAGCCGCAGGCCCCAGCGGGACUGCUGGAAAUCAAUAG